CCUGUAUAUUGUAUGAAACAGUGCAGUUGAUAAAUGGAGUCACGGUGUUUGUCAAGGUAGUUUUGUUUACGCGAAGAAAAAGAUUUUUUUUGCCCACUCGGAAUAUAAAAGCACCCUAUACGUCUUGUGUAUGUUGAGAGGUAGAUGAAGUCAGUGAUAAUGUGGGGUACUCCAAAUCGUUAUAAAUCGGGAUUCAAGAUGUCCCGAAACCAUAAGGACAAGUAUGAAAGCUCAAACCCGCGUCGUACGCACACUAUUAUGUCCACUGAGGACGCCAACUCUGGUAAGAAAUCUUAUUGGCCGGAGUUGGAGAUAACAGGCAGUAUAAGAAAUUUGAGUCCCAAUAUAUGGCAAUUGACUCAUUUAACUGCACUAUAUCUCAAUGAUAAUAGUUUACAAAGGAUACCACCUGAAAUAGGACGUUUAGCUCAGUUGAGAGUACUUGAUUUAAGUAGUAAUAAACUACGCAGUCUGCCUGCUGAACUUGGGGAUCUCAUCUACCUCAAGGAGUUGCUUUUAAAUCAGAAUUUUCUCCGAGUAUUACCGUACGAAUUAGGAAAGUUAUUCCAGUUACAAGUGCUUGGACUACACGGAAAUCCACUCAGUAAGGAGAUGAUGGCCGUCUACGGCGAACCAUCGGGGACUCACAAGCUGCUGUCGUACAUGCUCGACAAUUUACAAGUAACAGCGAAUCAUCCACCGCAGAGACCAUGGAUCCCGCUGACAAGACCCAACAGGACUCGGCCAACGUGUAUCUUUACAGUAAUGUGCUACAACGUUCUUUGCGACAAAUACGCAACACGUCAGAUGUAUGGGUACUGUCCCAGUUGGGCACUCGACUGGGAGUAUCGAAAAAAAGGAAUACUCGAUGAGAUACGUCACUAUGCCGCUGAUAUUAUCAGCCUGCAGGAAGUUGAAACUGAUCAAUUCUACAACUUUUUCUUACCUGAACUCAAGCACGAUGGUUAUGAUGGUAUCUUUUCACCGAAAUCAAGGGCAAAGACCAUGGCUGAGAAUGAUAGAAAGUAUGUCGAUGGUUGUGCUAUCUUCUACAGAACUGCCAAAUUUACAUUGAUCAAGGAGCAUUUGGUGGAAUUCAAUCAGCUAGCGAUGGCCAAUGCCGAGGGCUCCGAUCACAUGUUAAAUCGAGUAAUGCCAAAGGAUAAUAUCGGAUUAGCAGCACUUUUAAGAACCACUGAGGCUGCAUGGGAUAAUGGACUGCCCACUGAUCCUGCUCAGAUCCAGCAACCCAUUCUCGUGUGCACUGCACACAUCCACUGGGAUCCAGAGUUCUGUGAUGUUAAAUUGAUCCAAACAAUGAUGCUCAGCAAUGAGCUUCGUUCUAUCCUCGAUCAAGUCGGUCAGUCUUUCAGACCUGGCCACAAACCUGACUCUUCCAAUGUUCAACUACUACUUUGUGGUGAUUUUAACUCAUUACCUGAUUCUGGUGUAAUUGAAUUUCUAACAUCUGGACGUGUAGCGUCUGAUCAUCGUGACUUCAAAGAACUGGCGUAUAAAUCUUGUCUACAAAAAAUAUCAGGAUGUGACAAACCCAACGAAUUUAUUCACUCGUUUAAACUUGCCUCCGCCUACAGUGAAGAUAUCAUGCCGUAUACGAAUUACACAUUUGACUUCAAAGGAAUAAUUGACUACAUAUUUUACUCAAAGCAAAGCAUGGUUCCACUUGGACUACUAGGCCCACUGAGUGCUGACUGGUUUAGGGAACACAAAGUGGUUGGAUGUCCUCAUCCCCAUAUACCAUCAGACCACUUUCCAUUAUUAGUCGAAUUGGAAAUGAAUCCAAUAGUAGGGACUAGUAAUGGUCUGAUCUCACGCAGGUAGCAGCCGCUACGUUCUAGGCCCAAACAAUAAGCAAUAAGGGGAUGAUUAAAGAAAAAAACUAGCGACUUAUUGUAAUGAAAGAGAUGGAAACGAAUGGAAAUGACUAAAAAAAAAUCUCUGAAACCCCCCUCAUCACUCCUUCUACAACAUUCUGGCUCUGGCAAUAAAACUCGCAGAAUACUUACACAGCGAAAUGACUCAAUACUCCAUAUUACCGCACACAAAACGACAAAAACAAACGUAAGAUGUUAAAAUUAAUGAAAAUCUGACAGAUAGCGAUUUCACAUUAAUUCAUAAUUGACCAGGUGACGGAAGUCGUGUUGUAAUGCGUUUAGCCCAUGUAUAGUGUAUUGCAUUUUUAUGGAGUUUUAAGUCCUUAAUAUGGAAUAUCAUCUACGAUUCACGAAGUUAACGUGUAGAUACCUAUUUUCCUAUGAAACAAAUGAAACGAAUAAAAUGAAAUAAUGAAAAUAUAUGAAGAAAAAAAAAUGAUGAGAAUAUUCCGAUCAAGCCGCUGUGAUAUUGAGAUUAACAAUUGGAACAAUUUCACAUAUUUAUUAAUGAACUUAGCAUCUACUAGAGAAAAAAAGAAGAAAAUCCAUUGCAAGGAAAAUGAAAUAAAAUCUCUGACCUCUUCCUAAAUGUCAUUACAACAUUCUCCAAAGCCAACUUUUUUGAUAAGAAUGCUGCCAUCCAUGAAAAAUUGUAUUUUUAAACAAAACAAAAACCAAGAAAAAAAAAGAGAAAAAGAGAAAAUAAUUUAAAAUGAAAAAAAAAAUGAAAACAUACACGCUAUACUGGGCUGUGCGAAGUGAUUGGAGUUGACUUAAAAAAAAUACAAUUUCAAUGCAAGUACAAAACUGUUCUUAUUGGCCACGUAUAUUGAUAAUGAUAAUGUUAAAUAAGAGAAAUAGAUGAUAUUGUAGACGAGUGUAAUUGUAAGUAUGGUAAUUGUAAUGUUUCAACGUAAUUGUAGUAUCCAUCUCUUGGGAAAAUUUAUUUUUCGCAAUUUUUUUUAAACAUUCACUUCAUGAGUAUACUACCUAUCAGUUUGCAUUUCUAUUCUAUAGUUACAUAUACGUGUGAAUAAUUCGCCACUUGUUGAUACAGUGGUAAGUUGAUUAAAUUUGUAUAAAAGUAAUGGAUCAUUGAGGAUAACUGGAAGGAACUGAAUGUGAAUCGUUGAAUUAACGUUACAUUUUUUAAAUCAUGCAUUUAGAUUUUUUGCUCCAUUUUUAAUCGAUUAUAGAAUAGAAUUAUACAUAUGUAUUUAGCAAUUUAAUGAGUUCUAAAUUUGUAUAAAGAAUUAUGAGAAUUUUGUAAAAUAAUUAGACCACUGAGGUAAACAAGUGGUGAAUUAAUUAUCUGCCCCGGGUCAUACAUAAAUGUAGUGAAUGUUGUAUAAAUAGGUAAUUCAUAGUGUUAAUUGAACAAAACAGUGUCUCGCAUUCUGUAUUGGUAUGUUGGAUUGUCGAGAGUAUCGUUUUUCAUUAGUGAGCGAAAAUUCAGUAGUCAAUCUUGAUGAGUGGGGAAACAUGUUUGUUAAUUAUCCAAUUAUUUCGAAAAGAAAAUUGGCUUUUGAAAAUUGCUCUUUCACUCACUCAUCAUCAAGAUUAUUAAACAAUGAAAAAACGUGAUCCAUUCAAUAAAAAACCUGGCGCAUUUACUAGAGAAUUCUGUUGGAUUUCAGAAGAUAUUUUAUUUGAAACAAAUCAGUAGAUUCUAAUAUUUUUAUACUACUUAUUCUGUUGGAAUGGUUUUCAUAGAGAUGAAUUGAAUUAUAUUGAAUUUUUAGAUGAAAAAAAAUGCAGUGACAAAAAUAGAAGAUUUAUGUCGAGGAGUUUCUAUGAAAAAUAUUUGAAUAGAUUAAGUUGUCCAGAACAAAAUUAGAGAAAAAUCAUUAGAAUUUAUAGUGCGUUAGGUUUUCCUGUAAAAUUUUUCACAUGUACUACUGAAUUUUCGUUGGCAAUAAAAAUUUAAACAAAAAAAUUAAGAUUAUAUCAUAACUAUAGAUUGUAAAUGAUCUCGGGCCUAAUUUGACAAGAUGCAUCAUGUAUUGUCUAACUGCAACCACAAAGUGAUGAAGAAGUCAUGUUUCUCCAAAUCAUUUUUUACGUUAUCUGCCAGUGGAUGAUGUCGACUUGUGAGUAUUUUGACCAACAUCCCAUUCCUUUACACAUUUUGUUUUUUUCACUGCGAAUUUAUGAUUAAUAUACAAUGAUAAUAAUUAUUGCAUGUCCGCACUCGAAUUUGGUAUCACUUAUUCGAUAAUAUUAGGAUAUAAAUGAAGAGAAAUUGAUUUGACAAUUUUAGGUUCCUUAUUUUUCUAGUGAAAAUUGUCAUUUCAUUUGACCGCAAAAUAUCGUUUACUUGACGACGAAAAUCGUAAUUAGAAAUUGAGAAAAUUGUAAUGAAUCAAUGUCAAGCUAUCGAUUUUCAUAGCACGAUCAAUUUAAUUAAUUAAUUUGGAUCUAUUUUUUUCCGGGGGGAAGGGGAGGGGGGGAAUUUGAUGCACUAAUUUUCUCUGGGUAUGCAUUUUUUUCUCUUUUUUAAGAACACGACACUAGGUUUAAUUGAAGGAAAAUGAAGGAGUAGUAGGAAUGAAACAAAUUAUAUUAUGUAUUAUGGUGAAAAUGUCUGCCACAUUGAUUGAUUAAACGUAGUUGGUUAAAAGAGAUUAAUAGGUUUCAAGUGUGAAUUUGAGGGACGAGAUGAGUCGAUUUGACAUUGGAAUUGAUUAUAGUUUUUCAUGGAAAAGUCUAGCGAAUUCUAUAGAAAAUUCUAUUGGAUUUCUAUUGAACUUUCCAUUAGUU
Diachasma alloeum is the source of this 4655-nucleotide messenger RNA. It is a transcript of the gene twin, whose product is annotated as CCR4-NOT transcription complex subunit 6-like. Gene Ontology annotation, molecular function: poly(A)-specific ribonuclease activity; protein binding. Gene Ontology annotation, cellular component: CCR4-NOT complex; cytoplasm; nucleus. The transcript is spliced from 11 exons. Gene Ontology annotation, biological process: nuclear-transcribed mRNA poly(A) tail shortening. Bases 145 to 1842 code for a protein of 565 amino acids. The record is from RefSeq and is a predicted model, not a curated record. NCBI's taxonomy places the organism in Eukaryota, Metazoa, Arthropoda, Insecta, Hymenoptera, Braconidae.